UGCUAUACGGCGAAUCUUCCGUUUUAUCACUGACAUCCGGCGAGGUACACGGCUGGGUAUAAGAGAGAGAGAGAGAGAGAGAGAGAGAGAGACAUCAGCAUAUUCAAAAUGACGGACCCGACUCCAAAUAAAAACCGUCUCGCAGCUCUCAGCACUCCCCGAGCACUUGCGACCCCGAACCGCCGCGCCAUCAGCGCCGAGCCCUCUUCCCUCCGUCUAUCUGCUUCGGGCCGCCGAAACCCUAACACGCCGCAUGCCCGCGCCGCCAUCCGUGCUAUAGACCAGCGACGUGCAGCCCUAUUCACACCAGGACGGGUGGGACGGCGGCGCAGUGUUGCACGCGAGCGUGAGCGCGAAACGCCGCGGGAUCUCCUGCGGAAUCUUAGUCGGGUUCUCGCACCUACGUCGACGGUAGUCUCCUCGUCAUCGUCGCCCCCCCUUCGCGGCAAUGAAUCGACGUUGCAGACUCUCCUCGAGGAGGGCGACGAUGACGACGACUUUCCUAUUGAGCGUCCCCGUUUUUCGUUACCCCUAGAUCGCGACGAUGACGACGAUAGCGAGUUGAAGCCUCCCCGGUCUAGCAUACUGGACGAUGAGAACUACACAAUGCAGUCGAUCGAGCUCCCUCGCCGAGCGUGGACAGAAGCGCCACUGGGUCGCUUGGAUAGGAGUAGUUUAGGUAGUGCGAGGAUGAGUGACUUUGUCGGGCCGGAAAUAGGAGACGAUGAUGAUAAUGACGUUGGUAUCGAUUCGGGUUUCUUCCCCCCACCAGCGUUGGACGACGACACCGAAGGGAUUGGCUUAGAUGAAGAGGCUAUAUUCGAACGUGUGGAUGAAGAGAUGAGACGUCAGACUAUGGGAGGCCAGGAUGAUUUUGGUCCAAUCGAGAUCCCCGACCUCGGGAAUGAGAGUACCUUUGUCAUGGCCCCUGUGGAAUCGCCUACCCGAGACCCAACGAUGGCUGAAGACGUCGAGACCAGUGACAUACCUGGCUUCGACCACUACGAUGACGAUGACGAUGGCCUGGGAGACUUGAUAGAUGCACCUGGACUAGAUGAUGUCGAUGAUGUUGAUGACACCGAGGCGUUACAGAACACAAUCGUCUCCCGGGUCGUUGACCAUCCAGCACAAAGAAGCAUCGGGAGAAGAAAACCCGGAAAGAAAAUCUCGCGGCAUGGUAUUGAGUAUCCUUCUCUACCUGUGGGUGUAGUAAAGCGGCUGGCGACAACACUUGCCAAGACGGCAGGGGUCAGUAAGGCGAAGUUGAGUUCAGAUACGGUAGAUGCCAUUAUGCAAGCGACGGACUGGUAUUUUGAGCAGCUAGGGGACGAUUUAUCAGCCUACGCGAGACACGCAGGCCGCAAGACGAUCGAUGAGAGCGACAUGAUGAUGCUUAUGCGAAGACAACGGCAGACCAGUACCUCCGCUACACCCUUCUCCUUGGCGCAGCGGUAUCUGCCCAGAGAACUCUUACAAGAGAUGCGAAUGUCAGUCCCAGCACCGACGAAAGCUCCUCGGAAACGACAAGUCCGACAAGGGGGUGUCGAUGAAGAGGAGGAAGUUACUUGAGCUAACCCCCCCUAUCCGGGGUUCUAUUAAACGGAUGCGAUGCGCAUUCACUCGGAACUAGGGUCUACGACCAUUCCUUGUUCAUCCUCACUCGGCGUGAGAUAUCGGUGGGAGGCUUCUUCACCACCAUAUAGAACAUUAUCGACGUCGCUACUGCGAGUCCAUACCUAGGGUAUGUUUUUAGUUGGAGCGCGAGAAGAGG
Messenger RNA from Daldinia decipiens, 1771 nucleotides. Its product is annotated as centromere kinetochore component CENP-T-domain-containing protein. Gene Ontology annotation, biological process: resolution of meiotic recombination intermediates; replication fork processing. Bases 109 to 1569 code for a protein of 486 amino acids. The record is from RefSeq and is a predicted model, not a curated record. NCBI's taxonomy places the organism in Eukaryota, Fungi, Ascomycota, Sordariomycetes, Xylariales, Hypoxylaceae. The transcript has 3 exons. Gene Ontology annotation, cellular component: FANCM-MHF complex; Fanconi anaemia nuclear complex. Gene Ontology annotation, molecular function: protein heterodimerization activity; chromatin binding.